Molecule: messenger RNA, 2953 nt
Organism: Tupaia belangeri chinensis (Chinese tree shrew)
Lineage: Eukaryota; Metazoa; Chordata; Mammalia; Scandentia; Tupaiidae
Product: leucine-rich repeat-containing protein 37A-like
Exons: 1
Source: RefSeq, a predicted model, not a curated record
AGAGGCAGGGGAGGGGGGGGGAACAACCCCAGGCAGGUAAGGGGGUUGAACCUACUCCAAACCAGGAGCAGGCCCCAGCUCAGCCUGCAGAGGGCCCCGAGGGUGUGGAAGCUGCAAUCCAACAGGAGGCACCAGCUCAGUUUCCAGACAUUCCUCUGGAGGCUGAACCUCUUUCUCUGCAAGAGCAGUUGGCUGAGUCUCCUGAGGAGGCUGAAACUUCAGUCCUGCAGCAGGCCUCAUCUCAGUCUCCACAGAAUAAUAAACCCACAGUUAUACCACCAGGUCACAGUCAAGAUCAUCAUUCAGUCUUGACGAAUGUCCUUAAACCUGUGGGUCUGGAGUUUACCACAAUACAGCCUGCUGAUGUGGUGGGAACUUCUUCAAUCCACCAUGAGGAUGCAUCUCAGCCCUUAGUGCCAGUUAGUAAUGAAGAACUUUCUGGAACCCAGCAUGAGGUCCCAACUCUGGCUGUAGAACCUCCCGAGGCACUUGAACCUUUUCCAGUUCAACAGGAGGCUGUCAAUCAAUCUCCAGAACCUGCUAGAGAUGAAAAACCAUCUCCAGCCCAGCAAGAGGCCACAGCUGAGCAAUCACAGGCUCCAGAGGAGAUUGAAGCUUCUCUAACUGAAACUUCGCUAGCAGAGCAGGAAGCCCCAAUUGAACUUUCACAGGCCAUUGAAGUCAAGCCCUUUGUAAGUCAUCAGAAGGCCCCAGUUCAGCUUCCAGCAUCUCCUAUGGAAUAUACCACAUAUCCUUUCCUUAAUGAUGAGAUAACAUUUUCACCUCUACCUCUGCAUAAAACUCAGCAUCCCAUGGUGCCUAACACCAAAGUUAAACAUGUGGCACUGGGGCUGGUAACUCCAGAACCCACUACAGAGGUUGAAUAUUCUUCAGUCCAGCAGGAAGACCUUAUUCAGCCUCUAAUUGCCACUGGGCAGGUUGAAUUUCCUCCAACCCAGUCUAAUCUUCUUUCCCAGCCUCCAGAACCCCAUAUAAAGUUUGAGUAUUUUCCAGCCCAUCAAGAGGCCAUAGCUCAGGCUCCAGAUACAUUUAAGAAGGUAGAACCUUCUCCAGACCAGUUGGCAGAGCCUUCUUCGGCCUAUCAAGAGGCCCCUCCUCAGCUUCUAAGGCCCCCUAAUGAGCUAAAACCCUCUUCAGUCAAGCAGGCGGCCCCUGUUCAGUCUCCAGAGUCCCUUAUGAUGGUAGAACCUUCUCUGGCUCAGCAGAGGGCCCCAUCUCUACCUCCAGAGCUCCGUGAGGAGAUGGAAUCACUUCCAACCCAGCAGGACAUCACAGCUCUUCCCCCAGAACCACUUAAGAGGGUGAAAUCUGCUCCAGUCAAACAAACGACCCCAAGUCAACUUUCAGAGCCACGUAAGGUGGUUGCAGCUGAAAGUCCAGCAUCUUAUGAGAUGACAGUUCCAACAUCAGGUCAUCAAACUCAAUCUCCAACACUGCCCAGUGUUGGAUUUCAGCCUUUGGAUCUGAUGGUUACCAUAACUCAAGAACCUACUAUAAGGGUUGAACAUUCUACAACCUUGAAGACUACAACUCGACAUCCAAACCUGGUUCAGACUCAGUAUCCAAACCUAAAUGAAGUCACAGUUCAACCUGUGGAUGUGGAAGUCACAAUAACUUCACAGCCUACUACAGAGGAUGAACUUGCUCCAGCCCUGCAGGAGACCCCAACUCAAACUGCUACAGAGGGUUUUGUACCUCGACCCACAGUAUAUCAAGAGGUGACAGUUCCAACAACACCAAGUCAGGGUCAAUCUCAGUAUCCAACAUCACCUGGUGUCACACCUGAACAUUUGGACCUGGGACUUACAGUUACUCCUGAACUCAGUAUGGAGGCUGAACAUUCUACAGGGUUGAAGGAAACUACGGCUCCUCCAAAGUACCCUGAGGUGGCACUUCCACAUUCAGGUGGGGUUCAGGUUCAGAAUCCAAACCUGACUGAAGUCACCAUAACUCCACAACCUACUACAGAGGAUCAACUUGCUACACCCAUGCAGGAGACCCCACAACCUCCAACGGUAAUUAUUGUAACUCAACCCUCAGUAAAUCAGGAGGUAACAGUACCAACAACACCAAGUCAGGGCCAAUCCCAGUAUCUAACCUCACCCAGUGUCACAACUGCACAUUUGGACCUGGGACUUACCAUAAGUCCAGAAUCCAGUACAGAGCUUGAACCUUCUCCAGUCAUGGAAGACACCCUAACGCAGCCUUCAGAACCUUCUAAGGAGUCUGAAUCUCAGCCUGCAGCAUAUUAUGAAACAAUAAUCCCAACAUCAGCUCAAGAUCAAUCGCAGCAUUCAGCAUCUUCCACCAUCACAGUUCAACCUUUUGACCUAGCACUUACUAUAACUCCAGAAUCUACUCUGGAAUUUAAACAUCCUUCAGCCGUGAAGAAGACUGUAGCUGCAUCUAAGGAGGUUGAAUCUCAAUCUCCAGUAUAUUAUGAAAUAGUCCCAACAUCAGCUCAAGAUCAAGCUCAGCAUCCAGUGUCGUCCAGCGCCACAGGUCAACCUUUGGACUUAGUGCUUACCAUAACUGCAGGGAUUAAACAUCCUACAACCCUGCCAAAGACUGUAACUCCAUAUCUACACCAGGUUCAUACUCAGCGUCCAACCCUACCCCAAGACACAUCUCACCCUUUGAAUCUGGAAAUUACUACAAAUCAGCCACCACGGUCUUCUGAGUCAGUUAGUCUGUCUUCAAAAACUCUGAUGAUGACUUCUAGAAUGGAUUUAAAUGCGCAACCAGAACUGAUCACCACUGUGAAUGGCAACCUGUGUGAUCUCUGUAGCUGCAUAAAUGAGACAUUGUCAUGUGUGGGUCUCAACUCAAAGCAGAAGCUCCAGCAAGUGCCUGUGCCAGACCCCAGCAUUCACAAUGACACCUUCACCGUCUUGUAAGUAUCAGUUUUCCUCAUUUGUUCUCAUCCUGCCUG